GUAUGAGGGCUCAUCUCUCCUCGGUAGACGAUCUCUGAUGACAGGAGUUGAACGAGACAACCCUGGACUUUUACUUUCCGGAUGUCUCAUCGUCUGCGGUGGAACCACGAAACAUUUUGUGUUGUAAACUACAUCUGAACUAUAACGUCGGAUCCGAGUGGAACCAUGUCGGAAUACGACAGCAACACGUUCACGGACGCGAAAGUCAACAACCCGUUUCAGGACUCGCAAGCGAGACAGACGGCGGCCGGCUUGGAAGAGUACAAUCCUUUCACGGACUCCAAAAAUACAACGAUGGCCGCCAAGCCCGCUGCGCCCGACGUCCCCACGCAGCCCGCCAUCAUGAAGCCCACAGAGGAGCCUCCGGUCUACACGCAGGAGGCGCCGGCAUCAGGGGCCGCUGGCGAGCUGCUGAGGAGGCAGGAGGAGCUGGAGAGGAAAGCUGCAGAACUGGACCGACGAGAGCGGGAGAUGCAGUCGCUCUCUGCCUCUGGAGGUAGGAAGAACAACUGGCCUCCUCUACCAGACAAGUUCCCAGUGGGUCCAUGUUUCUACCAGGACAUCACUGUGGACAUUCCUGUGGACUACCAGAAGACUGUGAAGAUCAUGUACUACCUGUGGAUGGUCCACACGGGGGUGCUGCUGGCCAACCUGGUGGGCUGCCUGGCUUGGUUCUGUGUGGACUCGUCACGCCUCGUGGACUUUGGCCAGUCCAUCCUGUGGUUCCUGCUCUUCACGCCGUGUUCCUUCGCGUGCUGGUUCCGACCCGUCUACGGAGCCUUCAAGAUUGACAGCUCCUUCCGCUUCUUCCUCUUCUUCUUCGUCUACACCUGCCAGGUUGGCGUUUACGUCCUACAGACCGUGGGCCCCACCGGCUGGGGAGCUUGCGGGUGGAUCUCCGCCCUGACCGGCCUCAACAAGAACGUGGCGGUGGGCAUCCUGAUGAUCCUCAUCGCCGCCCUUUUCACCUCGCUGCUGGUCAUGUCGCUCAUCAUGCUCAAAAAGGUCCACGCCGCGUACCGCACCACCGGCGCCAGCUUCCAGAAGGCCCAGCAGGAGUUCGCCACAGGAGUCAUGUCCAACAAGACGGUGCAGACGGCCGCCGCCAACGCCACCUCCAGGGCGGCCCAGGGAGCCUUCAAGGAGCCCAUCUGAGCUCCUCCGUGACCCUUGAACCCCGGUGAGGGAAUCAAACCGGCCACCGCUACGCCCACGUGGCAUUCAACUAACUACGCCGUGCACCUCUUUAAAGAGUCCCCCUCAUUUUACUCCUGUUUAUAAUUAACUUGAACGAGAACAUAACACUUAUUGUCAGCCGUGUAGCGCUGCCGCCCCCCGGUGGUGUGGUGGUGUAUUACACGAACUGAAUGCUGGCCGUUCCGUUUUGGCCUCAUCAUUAUUUAACUUUCAUAAAACUGGAAAAAAAACAACAUCCGAAACAUUUCACAAAAUUCUAAAAAAAUUUAAAAUGAUUUUAAUUUAUUUUAAAUAUUAAAAUGUAUUAUAUAAUAUAAUAUAUACUAAAAUAAAAAAUCAUUCCUAAUUAAUAAAAGUUGAGAAGCUUUUAAAGCGACUUUUCCCCACCUAAACAUUUUAUUAUAGAAAAACAUACAAAUGAAAUACAUACAAAUUAUAACUAAAAAUGUUUUUUUUAAAAAUGAUAUGAAUAUAUAUUAUAAAUAAUAUUAUUAUUGUGAGUUGUCUUCCAGCCUUUAUUUCCCUCUAUGAAAUAGCGCAAGCUUGCACUUUACACGUUCUCUCUGGCUACACAUUUACCUCGCCGCGACUCCUGAUAUAUAUUUAUAUCAUAUCAAUAUUUACUAUCCUAAUUAUGACUACUAUCACCCCGGAAGUGAGAGAAUGUUAAAAAGUGGGAUGAAACAAUGAAGAAUCGCUGUAAGGAGUCAAACACUGACAAUCACAAAUGUGAAGAAAUGUGGAAAAGAAAUAGAAAUAUUCUUUGACUGGAUUGUUUUGGUCAUGUGACUGAUUUGUUCGUACGGAAUUAUAUGUGACAUUGUAUAUUUAUUAUUUUAUCAAGAUGAAUAAAGUUCUUCUUAUCCGCUAUCUGCCAAUUUCCUGACACAAAAAUGGCAAUUUA
Nerophis lumbriciformis (worm pipefish) is the source of this 2101-nucleotide messenger RNA. Its product is annotated as secretory carrier-associated membrane protein 1-like. The record is from RefSeq and is a predicted model, not a curated record. NCBI's taxonomy places the organism in Eukaryota, Metazoa, Chordata, Actinopteri, Syngnathiformes, Syngnathidae. Gene Ontology annotation, cellular component: recycling endosome membrane; trans-Golgi network membrane. Gene Ontology annotation, biological process: protein transport.